AUGCUGUCAAUCAAGCGGUUACCACUUGCUUUGGUCGUGGUGUGGUCAAGGUUUUCCUUCACAGCUUUGGCGCAAGACCAAAACGUCCAGUUCAACCAAGUCGUCAACAUCAACGGCGAUAUGCAACUGAACCGCAUCAUCAUGCCUGACCAGUCGAGAAUCGAGACAUUCUCACAAACGCAGCGUCAGGUCAUCGUGAACCAAAAUCCUGCGCCUUUGCCGGCAACCCAUGUCGUCGGCAGCACGGGACAGCCUUUUAUGCAGCUGUCGCCGAAUGCCAUGACUAUCCAAACGAAUCAGGCCACCGAUCUCGUGGGUGGCUCUAUCAUUAUGCCUUUCGAUCGCAACGCCCUCCAGCAGAACCAAAUCACCCCCGAUAACACCUUCGUUGCGAAGCUAUCCCCUGACCGGCAAGCGUGGAUCAUCCUUGAGGGUGACAAGUCUGUGAACGAGGGCGAAUCGAAUGUCCGCAUGACCCGCAUGACCAACAUUGAUGGCGAGUAUGUCGUUGUUGGCCGCCGCACUACCGAGACUGGCGUUUCCCUCACUCAGUUCAGCCAAGACCCAAACCAAGCUGUCCAAAUUCAGGGAUCGGGCAUCCAGGAGGUUGAGUUUCAAGACGGCUUCCGCAUGUCUAUCCGUGCAAGCCAGCCCAUGUCUAUUCAGGUCAACGUUGUCAACGGCGUCAGCUCGGGCAUGAUCAUUAGCGGCACUCAGCCCGUCAUGAACGCCGAACGCCUGAUGCAGACUGCCCAGCAGAUGGGAGCCGGCCCCAAUGAUGCCGUUGCUCUCAGCAUCGAACAGCGCGCUGUUAUACAGAACCCUGGUGGCGCAACUGGUCAGCUGUCGCCUGCCCGUCCCAACAAACGCCAGGAAGCUACUCCAAGUGACCCGGCCGCUACCGACACUGCUGCGUCUUCUGCUGCUCCCACUCAGACACCAGAUGCUCAACAGCCUCCUCCUGCGGAGAGCCAGCCGCCCACUCCCCCCGCUCAGGACCAGCAGCCCCCCCCUGCUCAAGGUCAGCAGCCGCCCCCUCAACAAGAUCAGCAACCUCCUCCUCAGCAGGGCCAGCAGCCCCCUCCCCAACAGGGUCAACAGCCCCCUGCUUCCCCCCCUCCUCCCCCUCCUCCUACUCAAGGCGUUGCUCCUCCUCCGGCUGCCACACUGCUGCUUCUGGAGCCGACGUUCACCCCAAUUGCUAGACAAACACUUCUUGACUCGGAGGGCGGCCGCAUCGCUGUGCCUGUUGACUCUAUCGACGGCGAGUUUGUCCUUGUCAUGCAGCUCGCCGGCCAGGCACAGCCCGGCCAGAUUCCCGGUGGUCAGCUGCCUGGCGGUCAGCUCCCCGGCGGUCAACUGCCCGGUGGUCAGCUCCCCGGCGGCCAACUACCUGGUGGUCAGGUUCCCGGUGGUCAAGUCCCCGGCACCCAACUCCCUGGCGGCCAAGCCCCUACUCAGCCGCAGCCAGCCCAGCCCAGCCAGCCUCCCGCUCAGGGUCAGGGCCCCAUCGGCGGCGUCAUGAGCAUGAUCCCUAUCGGGCAAGAGCAGCAGCCAAGUGCCGCUCCCGCAGCCGUUACGCCCACCCCAGUUCCUAUUCCCGGUUUUCCGGCCCCGGACCCCGCGGCCCCGGCUGCCGCUCCUGCCGCCCCCGCCACCCCUCAACAGCCCGCCAAGCGCCAGCAGCCUCCCCAGGGCGCUAUCGUUAUGAGCAUGAACGAGCUCAAUUCCAUGAUGUUGCGCCAACAAGGCGGCAGUGCUUGGGUUGGUGUUAUGCUCGACAAGUACGUCUCCGAGAUGACCGGUCAGCCCAUGCCCAACCGUCAACCUGCCGAGCCCCGACAAGGCCUACCAGCCGCGCCCCCGGCUCCCCUGCCGGGUACAAACACGCCUCUUGCGCAGAAGACGAGAAUGUCCCGCAACCUGAAGCGGGCUACACGAAGAGUCCCGCUGGUGGUGUAA
Verticillium alfalfae VaMs.102 is the source of this 1962-nucleotide messenger RNA. RefSeq lists its product as hypothetical. The transcript has 4 exons. NCBI's taxonomy places the organism in Eukaryota, Fungi, Ascomycota, Sordariomycetes, Glomerellales, Plectosphaerellaceae. The record is from RefSeq and is a predicted model, not a curated record. The coding region runs from base 1 to 1962 and encodes 653 amino acids.